AUUGUGUCGACGGAGGCACUGCGAUGCGGACGCCAUAAGCGGAACAUUUCACUCCGUCGUGGGGCAGAUGCUGCCACAGCUUUAGUCAGCGUCGGGCUUGCCACGUGCACGGACAUGCAACACACACAACGCGCGCAACGUGUCGAAUUUUUGUGAAUAUUUAGAUCGUCGCGUGUGCGAGACCGAAACAACAAAGUGCGACGCCAACGCCAACGGCCAAAUAAUACAACAACAAAUAAUAAAAAAACACGAAAAAAGGAGAAAAUAGAAAUACUCUAUAUAUUAUAUCUUAUUUAUUUUGCGUAUUUUUUUUUUGGUUGUGUGACCUGUGACUGCAAUAUAAAGAGAGCAAGAGAGCGAAAGAAAUGCCGUUAACCGGCAACUGAGUGCUGAGCAUUGCGCGCCAAAAAAAAAUUCAAAUCAAAUAUCGAGUAGCGCACAUGUUGGCCAUGCCAAUUAAAACAACCUCAACAAAUUCCACUGCAAUAAUAAUAACAAUAGCAACAACAACAACAACAGCAACUAGAGGAAGGCAAGGCAAUUGCUACGAAAACAGUGAACACUCGCUGACAAGUUCAAGUGAAUGGUCGAAUGUAAUUAUAUAACACCAACAACUGAUUGUGAGUGAUUUCAAGCUGAAAAAAAUUAUAAAAAGAACAGAUAAAUACAUACAAAUAAUUGAAAAGCAGAGCACGCGGCAACAUUCAGGCCAACAUGGCGCAUGAUUAACGCCACUUGUUAAGCGCAUUGAUUAAAGAUACGGCUGUGAGGAGCGCGCGCGCCGAGCUGGUGGUGCGGUGGAGCAGUUGAGCAGUGGUGCUGUUGGCUGUUAGCUGUUGGCUGCUAGCUAAUAGCACAGGGAGUAAAACAAAGCUGCCGCCAACAGUCUCAAUUGAGGAGCACAAAAUGGGGAGCUUGUGCAGAUGGUCAAGUGGAAUUGUGCCGCAGCCUAGCUGCUGGCUGCUAAUGCUGCUAAUGCUGCUAAUUGUUGGUCAGACUGUUUAUGGCAGCCCAAACGAGUCAACACACUUAAUGGGGUCGCAACCACGGACAAUAAAGUCGAUCGAAAGAAACCACCAAGUUGAGAGUAACACUGCCACCGACACCGCCAUCGCCAUUGCCAACUGGACAGCAUUUAUCACGCCCGCAAGCUAUUACGACCGCGAAGAGGCUGUAACAAUCUCGCGACCACCGCGGAGCGGACGAUACGAGCGGCAAGCGGAGGAGGAUCAGGUGGAUCGUUGCAGGCUAUUCGUGGAUGGGGAUCCCACCAAGAAUGAGCUCUAUAGCCCCGAGUAUCCCAAUUUGUAUCCCAAGAACAUAAACUGCACUCGAGUGAUAACAGCGCCGAAGGGUCAAAUCAUACGACUGGACUUUCGCAACUCGUUUAAUAUUGAGGCCAAGGAGGAGUGUAAAUUUGAUUUUCUUGAAAUACGCGACGGCCAAUAUGGUUUCUCGACACUGAUUGGUAAAUUCUGUGGCACAGAUUUCCCACCGGAAAUCACCUCGAAGGAACGGUAUCUCUGGUUGCAUUUCCAUUCAGACGACACAAUCGAAUACACUGGCUUCAGUGCUGUGUACGAGUAUCUGGAUCGAAAUCGGGAAGCGCCCAGCACGGACCUCAACUGCACCAUCGAGAAGGAUGGCUACGAGGGUUUCAUUAACUCCACAGAUGUCCCGGCUGACAUUAGGGAGCAAGUGAUACGUGAUAAGAUUGCCCUCGACUGCAUUUGGCGCAUUCAGGUGAAGGAUAACUGGAAGAUAUUUUUAAAAUUUUUGGACUUUCAUUUGAGCAAACCGAAUGACUGCGAGACGAACUUUCUGGAUAUAUUCCCAGAGCAAACAGUGAUGCCAUUAAGAGUAAAAAACUUUUGCGGCUCGGCCGGCGAGAGCAUCACGGCUGAGUCAAACAUUCUGCACAUGCGAUUUUAUGCGGAACAAAGUGCGAUUAAUUCGACAUUCGCCAUUCUAUAUACGGCGUUCCGGGACCGUGGAUCGGCAGCCUGCACCGAUGAUGAGUACGAUUGCGAGGACGCGACCUGCAUAUCAAGAGACUUAAAGUGCAAUGAGCGAGACAACUGUAAAUUUCGCUGGGACGAAGAGAAGUGCUCGAAUGAAACGACUGGCCAAUCUGAGCAUGUGGUCAUCAUAAUAAUCGUAUUUGGAUUAAUACUUGGCGGCAUGGUCAUCACAUUCAUUGUGAACUGCAUACGUAAAAUAAUACGGGAUCAGAAGAUAAUACGCGAUCACAUACGCGAGUCCAAGGAGAGCAAACUGGACGAGAUGGGUCGCAAUUCCAAGGCACGCUCUCGCGAGAACAUAUCAAGGCAAAAACACUCGCAGACCUCGCUGCAAAUUCUCGAUGAUGUAUCGAAUCGUUACUAUCGCGAGGCUGUGCCCAUAUCGACGCAGUCUAGCAAGGCCGAUUUCAAGGAGAAGGAGCACAGCAUAUUACGCCGAAAUCCAGACAUGACUCAAGCGAGUCUCUGUGGCGGCAUCGAUGUCGACGACGGCGAAUCCUCGUCCACAACAACGGCAACGCACGACAUGAUGAUGACUAAGGCGUCGAUUGCGACUGCACCGGUUAAUGCCUGCGAUAUGGGCUGUCAAACGAGGGAAUCGCUGUUUGCGAACAGUCCCAGUGCAGUUGCCACGCUAAUGAGACAAAAGUCCAGCUCGUCGUCGCUGGGUGCUGGGAGUGCGGCUGGGGGCACAUUGCCGCCGCCACCACCGCGCUUCUUCUCCACAUUUGGCUAUGAGCAUGGGACGUCGCCGGGUAUGAUCGCUGGAUCGCCAUCGCUGCCAGCGGCAACACCGCCGCCGCCACAAGUACAAAUGCUGGGCACAAUGGGGCGGCGCAGCCAGUUGCACAUGCAACAUGCGCCGUCACAGUCACAGCACGAAUCGCUUGAGUUAGAGGAGCGACACAGCGGCGUUGGCGGCAACCAGCGGUCGCACUAUGGCCUAAUUGUUGCCUCAGCCGUCAAGCCACAGGAGAUUUGCCAUCAUCAUCAUCAGCACCAGCAGCAACAGCAGCAGCAGUUGCAACAGCGUACGCAUCACGCACAUCCAGCGCAUCAGCAUCAGCAGCAACAGCAACAGCAGCUGCAACAGCAACUGCAUCAGCAGCAAUUGCAGCAACACCAACAGCAACAGCCUGCAACGCGACACAUGAAGGGGCAUGGACAAACGGUGCUGCCGAGCAAAUCCAGCGGAGUCGCUGGUAAACAGCAAAAAAACGAAGAGUCCAAAGUGUUCAUCGACAUACGGAAUUCAGCGCCAGACGUGAUUAUCAUGACGUCCCAUUGACAUUUAAGGAUUGCACGCCAAUCAACAAAAACACCAACAACAGCAGCAACAAUGAGCAACAACACCAACAACACCAGCAACAACAACAGCGACAAGGACAACAGAACAAUGGCCGACAUAUUAACCACAGCCACAGCGGCGCCGUUGACACGGCACGGACAUGCCCCUGUAUAUGGACAGGGGGGACGUAGACAGAGGUACGGACACGGACACGGACAGUGAAACGAACAUGAAUGCGGCGGACAUGAACACGGCGUGGCGCAAUCAGCCAUACAAAUACCAAACGCCACUUUUCCGGCCAGAGCACACUGUCGCAUCCAGAUGCAUUUUUGGCUUCAGGGCCAGGUAAUGUACAUUUUUCGCAUUAUACUUUCGGUUUUUCUUCUUCUUCUUUUUUAACCCCUAUUUUAUGCAUAUAGACUGCACUGAAAAUAGCAUCAUUAUCCAUUCAGAGCUUAGGAAAAUGACUUUGAAUUGAGCUUUGUUAGAGCUUUUGUUAAGUUAUCGAUGUAUUGAAUAAAACCAGGUUGUUAUUCUGUUUGGCAAGGGUGUGCAAUCUUCGGUGUGUCCCCGACAGCUGCUGGUUGCCACAAAUGCCGUUGUCUGCUGUUGCAGCUGGGCGUUCAGCUGGGCGUUCAGCCUCUUUGCUGUUGGCAGGCAGCAAGCUCAUAUUGCGAGUAAAAAUCGCACAGAUACAGAUACAAUAUAUAGCAGAAGGCACACACACUGCUGCAUUUUCUGUGUGUGUGUGUGUGUGAGUAGUCGACAGAGUCCUGGUCAAUGUCUUGCUAUACGUGCAGACACUAAGCAGACACGGCUGACAACAACAACUACAACAACAACAACAUAGAGGAAGUGCAACAGCGUCUGGAUAAACACAAGAAUUUUGACCACCAACUGGACAUUGUCCGUUGCAUUCCCUAAGACCCGAGCACAACGCUCCCCGGCCAUGCCCUCCCCCUUCUGUUUCUGUUAUUCGAGGCGACUUUCACGCAGCCAAAGCGAAACUUCUUCAUUUACAUGCAUGACGAACGUGACCCGCGCAGAUUCCUUGCCCCUUGUCCCGUGGACUGGGUCAGACAGAGUUCAUCCGUCACGUCUACGUGCAACCUGCAGCAUACUCUCUCUCCCUCUCUCUCACUCUCUCUUUCUCUCUCUCUGUCUGGAUGUGUUAGGCGACCGACCAGCAAAAGCGAUUGAAGCAAUUUGCGUGAAAAUAGUUUCUAAGUGAUUUUCUGUGCAUUCGGCACGCUCCCAUGCGGUUCGUCCCUUUAGCCACUCACCCCACCCACCUCAGCCAAACCGCCCUAAAGCUUUUUUAAUCAUUUAAUUAAAUUGUUCUUCACUCACACACACACACAUACAUAUUCCUACUUCCAACAUAUUUGACGCAAUCAUCAUUCAAGUGCAGGUUAUUUAAAAAUAAAAAAUAAAAAGUUAGAAUUUUCUGUGGUGCUUUUGACGUCUUUCAGGCUUGGGAAAAAUGUCAACUUACUAUUAGCAGAGUCACCAUAUUGCGUUGGCGGCAGCUGUUUUUAUUUCCCUCGGCGUCUCUCGAGAAGCCAACCAAUUUUGUGGCCUGUUCCACAAAUCGCAUUCACCAAAUAAUUUGCCACAGUGUUUCAUCUUAACAAUGUGAAAAAUGCUUAAUCAUUUUCCAUAAAUAUUCAUGGGAAGAAAAUCUUGUAUUAAAACAUAUUAUGAAACGCAUUGCAUGAAACACAAACAAAAAUGGUCGAAUAAUUAGAAAAAGAAAAUUCUUCAAGUAUUCAGCAAGUCUUAAAACAAUAUUAGGUUAUCAGAGUUUUAAGGUGGAAGAGUGUAUUUUUGAAUUGAGUUUUAAAUCACUCUGUUGCUUUUCUCACAUUUAAUUUUUAUAGCUGCUUCAAUCAUUCAGAACUCUCUCGAAAAUGCGAACAAUUUUGAUAUUGGAACAUACCCAAAUAACUGUCGCCGUUGGUGGUCUGUGGGCGGAGGGGGAUAGUGUGGUAGGCUUGGAGGUGAGGGGGCAAUGUUAACCCGGUACCAAACCAAAAAUGCCAGGCAAUUUGAUUGAUUGAAUUGAAAGACAUGGACAAUGUUAAGCAGGGCAAAAUAAUAGCAACAAAGGAAAACAGAUAACCGAAUGAAUGGAGAACUUUGGAUUGGCCAACUGGGGAGUGGGCUAGUCGGCUAGUGGGCUAGUGGGCUAGUGGGGAGUUGGAUCCAAUGUCAAAAAGGCACUCAUUACUCAUUACUCAUUACUCUUCAUGUGAUGCGCUGGUCAUGCAGCCUUGCAAUUUGGAGAACAAAUCAUUAGCAAGAUUAAAGGGUGAUUACGCAGCCAAGCCAAGUGAAUGUCGAAAACGAGAGAUACAAUUUGUAGUUGUUGUUCUUUUUGUUGUCAUUGUUGUUACUUCAAAAGCGACCCGACUCAAAGGACAGAUGCUUGAAUCCUUGGACCAUUAUGACACAUUAUGAAUGCAGGCAGGGAAUGAGUUUGUAUUCGGUGAUGAGCGGACAAUCAGAAACCGCAAAAAUCAUUCAAAGAGAUGAAAAUGUUUAAGCGAUUUUAGAAAAACAAUCACUCAACCUGUUAGCUGUAAUUUACUUCCCUUUUUUCAUUUUUGGUUGCUUUCAUUUUGCUGUUGAAAACAAAAUGUAAAAUCCUUUUAUAGCUUUAUUAUCAGUUCAGAGCUUAAAUAAACUUAGAUGUAUCUGAGCAUUGCUUCUAAAUUUUUCAAACACACGCAGAUAGUGAUAUGGAUUAAUUGUGGAGAGGAAAACGAACCUAAGUAGCGAGAUUAUUAACGAAGAACUUCAGACAAUAGCUGAGUAGUCAAUAAAGUGGAUUUCCAAAAAAAUAAAAAAAAAAAGGAGAAAAGUUUCGAAGAUGAAGCAACUCAAUAUAUAUCUUUGUUCAGUAUAUAUUCAUUCAGUCAACAUAUUUUAGUAGAAAACUUUUCGUUUUACAAUCAAUCUGUGAGUUCUUCUUCUUCUUUCAUUUGCAUACCUGAAAUUUCAUUUCCAUAGAAGCUGUCUGAAUUGGUUAAUUGGAGGUAAACAAAAAUGCAUAUUCUGGUGCUGGGAGCAACAGUUUGAGCAUAUGUGUGUAUGUAUUCGUUGUACGAACUAUAAUCUGGGCAUUUUGUGGAUUAACUGGGUUCAACAAUAUUUGAGUUUUUUAUUUUUUUAUUUGGCAAUUUUCACAAGUGUUGGUUUUUGUACAUGAACUGAACGGAUUGGACAGACAGAUAUGCUGAAAUCCAAUAAGUCUUUUAUAUCAUAAUUAUUAUUAUGAAGGAUCAGAACUGUGUGUUGCUGUAUCUUUUGCUGCUAUGGAUUUUUGCAAAUGACACCCAUGGCUAAGGGAAUUUCAAGAGAAGUUCAACUUAAACUGAAAUUCAAGCUCAGCUACGGCCAUUGGGUUGAUCCACGUUGGUUUUUAUAUUUAUUUAUUUUUCGAUUAUAGUGAAAUUGUGUAAAUAUUCAUAAGGAAAACUAACCAAGCGAGAAGACGGCUCCAUGGUCGAGCUGUACACUUGUCGAAGGAUUUAGCGAUUUUACUACAAUAAUUGAUUAUUACAAGUAUUGUACUCGUAAUUGUCUACUAUAUAAGCCUAAGGAUAAUACUAUACACAGUUUUUGUAAUGCAAAUUUUUUGUAAGCGCGCAACGCAUACUUAAAGUAUAAAAAAUAUAAAUAAAAACAUAAGUAAAAAAAAUUAAA
Molecule: messenger RNA, 7017 nt
Organism: Drosophila grimshawi
Lineage: Eukaryota; Metazoa; Arthropoda; Insecta; Diptera; Drosophilidae
Gene: Neto
Exons: 13
Coding region: 907-3309 (800 amino acids)
Molecular function (GO): protein binding
Source: RefSeq, a predicted model, not a curated record